AUGAUUCUACUUCUCAUCUCAUUGAUUGUAAUGGUCAACGGUGGUCCGUGUACCCAAGGACUUUAUUACUGUGGCGCAACCUUGGUAGAGAUGGGUUAUCUUCCUGAACAAAUAGCACAGGCGGGAGGGCAUAGUGACAGCAGAGUUACUGACAAUAUUCUCUUCUAUUGUAUUGGUGGACCAGAAGGGAAUAUUAUGAACGAAGCAACCUGUUCAGAUGGAUGUGUUAGUGGUGGUUCAAAUGAUCAAUGCGCUUAA
Molecule: messenger RNA, 258 nt
Organism: Adineta ricciae
Lineage: Eukaryota; Metazoa; Rotifera; Eurotatoria; Adinetida; Adinetidae
Source: the annotation of a GenBank genome assembly